AUGCCAUAUUUUUGUCCUAGGCUUGUUCGCUGCCACGUGCCAAGAUUUUCAUACAGGCAUGGGAUGAUUCCAGACCACUAUGUGAUGCCCUGGAAACAAGAUAUGAAGUUUAGAAAGAUAAAGUUAAAGCAUGCUGAACUUGUUGGGCUAUAUUCUGGAGCUCCCGAAGACACUCUGUUUUUAGACAAAAGUGAGAGGCAUUGCCAUGGAGAGGACCGAAAGCAACUCCUACUGAAAGUUCCACAGCAAAUGACAAUUGCCGAUAUUCCCAUCUAUUCUCACCUCUCCAGAUACCACAAGUCCAUAGUGGGUUAUGGAUUCAGGCUCAAACUCUGA
Messenger RNA from Euleptes europaea (tarantolino), 336 nucleotides. RefSeq names its product sperm microtubule inner protein 10 (gene SPMIP10). The transcript is spliced from 2 exons. The coding region runs from base 1 to 336 and encodes 111 amino acids. NCBI's taxonomy places the organism in Eukaryota, Metazoa, Chordata, Lepidosauria, Squamata, Sphaerodactylidae. The record is from RefSeq and is a predicted model, not a curated record.